This is a messenger RNA of Leptomonas pyrrhocoris, 1716 nucleotides long. RefSeq lists its product as hypothetical. NCBI's taxonomy places the organism in Eukaryota, Euglenozoa, Kinetoplastea, Trypanosomatida, Trypanosomatidae. The transcript has a single exon. Gene Ontology annotation, biological process: macroautophagy. The record is from RefSeq and is a predicted model, not a curated record. Gene Ontology annotation, cellular component: endoplasmic reticulum. The coding region runs from base 1 to 1716 and encodes 571 amino acids.
AUGCGCGCAAAGACAGCAUGUCAGGUGCGGGUGCAAGACGAGUGCCGGCUCUUUUGGCACGGCGUCGUGGAAAGCUUCGGUGUAGAGUGGAAAAUGACAAAGGAAGGUGGCGGAGGCCCCAACGCAUCUGCUGUGCAAGACUCCACGAAAGAUGAGGCGGCUUCUGCGGCAUCUGUGCUGCCGUCACCUCCCCUCGUCGCACCCUCCUUCCCGGACACGGACAACGAACGCGUUCGCAGUCCUCCGCUUGCCGACACCACGGCGCGCCCUUCCCCUGUUGUCUCACCCGGCGCGUCUGCUCUCGGCGAGGUGGGGGUCCAUCGCACCGUUUCGCUUCCCCCCUCGCCUGUGCGCUUCGCGUUGAUGCCGCCGUGGAGCUUGGUGGAGUAUGACCCGAAGAUGUGGAUGCUGCUGCGCAAGAACCUCGUGGCGAACCUGGCGCUCAUGGCGCUCACGGUGACGUACAUGGCACUUUCCCACAGCCUUGCCGCGACGUCGAGAUUCUCUUCUACUGUCCAAAGUGAUGCCUCCUCGGCGCUCUCUCCGCAUGUGCACAGCACCGGAGACACCUCGCCAUCACGCUCUCUUACAGGCUGGAUCGCGUUCUGCUGGUUGCGCCUCUUUCUCUGGAUGCUUAAGUACAUGGGUCAGUGGCCCUUCUACACCGUUCUGCAGAUUAUCGGAUUGGUGUGGUACAACCAACUCUACCGUGAGACGUGGCUGGUGCGGAAGGGGUGGGUGCUGCGCGGCACACGGCUGCGGGAGGCGUCGCCGCUGACAACAACAACAAAGAAGAGCCCCACCGCGGCGACCACGACGACGACGACGGCCUUUCUUUCACCGCUGGUGGAAGGCGUGACGCGGCCGUGGCUGGCACCCAUUUCGCUGAACGUCGCCGUCCUUCAGGACCGAGGAGGGGCGCCUGCGUCAACCACCACCACCACUACUACAGAGGUAUGCCACCUGAUGCGGCAGCAGUCGUCACUGGUCCUUCACGCUUCCAUUGCCUACGGCAAGCACGUCGCGCAUCUCUUGUGGCGCAUGCUGCGUCACAAAGGCCCCACUGCCCCUCUGCAGGAGUGGGUGUUGGGCGACGCCGCAGCCUGCCAGGCAGUCGCCGGCGCUUCGUCGUCGUCGUCGUCGUCUCCGCCGUCCCAACGGACAAACCCGGACAUCUUCGAAGCGGUCACCCACCUCCUCGAGUCCACCAGCGAGAUCAUCUUCAAGGCGUUGGCCACCAUGUCCUUUGCCCUUUUUGCCUCCUGUGUGGAAGGGGUUCCCUUCCUUGGCACGCCGCUGUGCCUGCUCCUCAACGCCCAGCUGUAUGCCUUUUACGUCUUCGAUUACCGCUACGCCAUGCAGCAGCAGCCGGGCAGUGCCCACCACCGUGGCUCUGCGCUGGCCUACCAGCUGCGCCACUUUGAGCAGUGUUGGGUGUACUACGCGGGCUACGGCAUUGGGUCUGCUAUCCUGUCGCUGUGGCUGACCCAUCGUGCGGGUGUCAUUGUGUCGGUGUGCACCAUGUCUGUGUUGUACUCGUGGCAGGUGGUGUGGAGCGGCUUUGCGGUCCCGCUGCCCUCGUCGCGGCCGCUGCCGUUGUUCUCUCUCUGGUUUUGUGCGGUGGACAUGACCCAGAAGCAGUACGCGGUGCUGUGGCGCUCCGUCGUCAUUGUUGCCUUGCUUUACAUCCCUUACCAGUGUUUCUGCUACAUUUAA